GUCGUGAGGAGGGAGCAGGAAGUCGGGACGUGGCCGCCCAGCUGAGCAGCAGGGGGCGAGGCAGGCGAUGGCGGCCGCGGCGGCGCUCAGUUCAGAGCGGCUAGAGGUUUCCAUUGAUGGUCUGACCCUGAGCCCGGACUCGGAGGAUGCUAGGCCGGGCCAGGCAGACACUAGGCCGCUUCCGCUCGCUGGCAGCCGAGGCGACAGAGUGGGGACUUGCGGUCAGCCGGCACAGGCGAGGGACGAGGCCGGCGGAGACAGCGACGGCGGUGGCGGGCUGAGUCUGGAGCGGCGCUGGGGUUUCGGCCUGGAGGAGUUGUACGGCCUGGCGCUGCGCUUUUUCAAAGAAAAAGAUGGCAAAGCCUUUCAUCCCACCUAUGAAGAAAAACUCAGACUGGUAGCCCUGCAUAAACAGGUUCUGCUGGGACCUUACAAUCCAGAUACCUGCCCUGAAGUUGGAUUCUUUGAUGUACUUGGAAAUGACAGACGGAAAGAAUGGGCUGCGCUUGGCAAUAUGGCAAAGCAAGAAGCCAUGACAGAGUUUGUAAAACUCCUGAAUAGGUGCUGUCAUCUCUUUUCAACAUAUGUUACAUCCCAUAAAAUAGAGAAAGAAGAGCAGGAAAAGAAAAGGAGGGAAGAGGAGGAACGUAGACAACGUGAAGAGGAAGAACGAGAGCGUUUACAAAAGGAGGAAGAGAAACGCAGGCAAGAAGAGGAAGAGAGGCUCAGACGGGAAGAAGAGGAGAGGCGGAGGAUAGAAGAAGAGAGAUUCCGAAUGGAACAGCAAAAACAACAGAUAAUGGCAGCAUUGAACUCUCAGACUGCUGUCCAGUUCCAACAGUAUGCAGCCCAGCAGUACCCAGGCAACUACGAGCAGCAACAGAUCCUAAUUCGCCAGCUCCAGGAGCAGCACUAUCAACAGUACAUGCAGCAACUUUAUCAGGUCCAGCUUGCACAGCAGCAGGCAGCUUUACAGAAACAGCAAGAAGCAGCUGCCACAGCUUUAGUCACAUCAGUAUCAAAGGCAAAGUCAGCCACUGCAGGGCAAAUCUCAUCAGUCAAUGGACAGGCUAAUGCACAUGCAGGCAGCCCUGAAAAAGACCUGGAAAUAGAUGCUUUAGAAGAAGCACUAGAGAAUGGGCCAAAAGAAUCAGUUCCAGUAAUUGCAGCACCUUCCAUGUGGACACGACCCCAGAUUGCUGACUUCAAAGAGAAGAUUCGCCAAGAUGCAGACUCUGUAAUCACAGUGGGCAGAGGAGAAGUAGUGACAGUUCGAGUUCCAACACAUGAAGAGGGCUCUUAUCUUUUCUGGGAGUUUGCUACAGACAAUUAUGACAUUGGUUUUGGGGUAUAUUUUGAAUGGACAGACUCUCCUAACACAGCUGUCAGUGUUCAUGUUAGUGAAUCCAGUGAGGAUGAGGACGAGGAAGAAGAAAAUGCUAGCAGUGAAGAGAAAGCUAAAAAGAAUGCGAACAAGCCUCAGCUGGAUGAAAUAGUGCCUGUGUACAGAAGAGACUGUCAUGAAGAAGUGUAUGCUGGCAGCCAUCAGUACCCCGGGAGAGGAGUCUACCUCCUUAAAUUUGACAACUCCUACUCACUGUGGAGGUCAAAAACAGUUUACUACAGAGUGUAUUAUACUAGAUAAAGCUGUUACGUUGUUGGAGGUUGGGGUGGUGCAGAAGACAUCAUGUUGUUUGGAACUUUCCUCAAGUAUACUGGACUUUUUGACUUCGUUAUCCUGUCUAAUGUAUCUGGGUUGUGUGUGUGUGUGUGUGUGUGUGUGUGUG
Python bivittatus (Burmese python) is the source of this 1787-nucleotide messenger RNA. It is a transcript of the gene ACBD3, whose product is annotated as acyl-CoA binding domain containing 3. Gene Ontology annotation, molecular function: fatty-acyl-CoA binding. The record is from RefSeq and is a predicted model, not a curated record. Gene Ontology annotation, cellular component: Golgi membrane. NCBI's taxonomy places the organism in Eukaryota, Metazoa, Chordata, Lepidosauria, Squamata, Pythonidae.